AUGAGGUGUGCGUUGUGGUGUUUCUGGUGUGCGUUCAUCUGCUCCAUUAUUAACGCAUUCCCCGUUUUUAGAGUGGUGAGCGGCGCCGCGGCCCCGACCAUGCUCACGAGGAUAUCCAGUACUACCAGGGGACGCGUCAGGGGAAGCAACGUCGGCAGCAUGGAAAAAGCAGACGGCAACAGUAUGCGCAAUCUAGCUGACGUUACCCGUCUCAGCGGGCCUGAUAACAGGACCAGGCAAGUGCAAAGCUUUGUGUACAUGGACGCAGCCAAUCCCCAUUCCUCUAGCACAAGUCCGGGAGGGGAUGUUCUGAACAGCAGAGAGGCUUGGACGACGGAAGUGAUCGAAAAUGAUAAACAGGCGGGGCAUCCCUCAAAAAAAAACAACUCUUUUCAGCAGGUACACAAUAUGAUCGAGAAUGUCUUUCUUCUGGAAGAAGCUCAAUCAGUUCGACUCGACAAUGACUGGCGGCUGAUUGAAGAGUCGUGGCAAAUGGUCGAGCUUUUCCAGAAGGAGCCUGCCAAGUAUCUUGCCAGUGGUUUUCAUUUGAAGGUUGACGAGGACGGACGCCUCAUUGCAACGACCACGUUACCUUUUUGGAAGGUUGAUCUCGCUGGCACAAUGAGAAGUGUUGCAGCUGUAGCUGUGAGGCAACAGCUUGGUAUGAACCUGCAACGCCGUAGGCCUUUUCGAAUCACGGCACGGAAUGGAGGCAUCGAAAUCGGCUACACACCCCUUCCGCGCCGGGCCGCAGUUUCCGUUGGUUAUCGAGACACUACGGUAACAGUGUCUGCCGGAAGACCCCAGCUCAUCCGCAUCCCCGUGGCGGACGGCAAAGCAGGAUUUGACACA
Neospora caninum is the source of this 852-nucleotide messenger RNA. RefSeq lists its product as hypothetical. The annotation marks the transcript as partial. NCBI's taxonomy places the organism in Eukaryota, Apicomplexa, Conoidasida, Eucoccidiorida, Sarcocystidae. The record is from RefSeq and is a predicted model, not a curated record. The transcript has 2 exons.